AUGUGGGACGCUUGGUCCAACGGUAGAGAGCCGCCUAGUGCAAUACCUGGUUUCCCCGAGCUACUUCCCAGAGCAAGUGGAACUUCCAACAUCCCAAUAAAUUACUCGAACACCCCACUUGGAUAUCCCACCAUCUCAGCCCAUUUCUCCGGAACGCCUUCUGAGGUUCGCCCCCAGGCAUUGAUUUCGGGAGUGGCUUCUAAUAUAUUCACCGCACCACCAACCUCGGCUAUGGCACAGCCAACUUUGCCCAGGCCAAGUUUUGAUCCAUCAUCCUUUACUUUCCAAGUACCAUCUUUUCCAUCAGAUACAGCUCAUUUCACCACCAAUUCUUACCCUCAACAACCUCGGUAUGAGUUUACCGCGGGACCAGAGAGAGCUACAAAGAAUCCCGAGCAGGAGGAAAUCACUCAAAAAAUGAGAAGCAUGGAACAAAGCCUCAAGAAUAUACAAGGUUUAAGUGGCCAGAAGAGUGUAUCCUACGCCGAUUUAUGUAUGUUCCCGCAUGUUCAUCUGCCCAUUGGUUUUAAGACUCCCAAGUUCGAAAAGCAUGACGGGCACGGGGACCCUAUAGCCCACCUCAAGAGGCAAUUUCAGUACAACAUAGACAUAGCUCCAGACAGAAAUUCUCUGUCUAAUCUCAAAAAGAAGUCUUCGGAGAGUUUCCAAGAAUAUGCUGUCAAGUGGCGCGAACAAGCUGCCAGGGUGAAACCCCCAAUGGAUGAGACCGAGAUGGUCAGUGUGUUCCUACAAGCCCAAGAGGCUGACUACUUCCAGAACAUGAUGUCUGCAAUGGGAAAGCCGUUUGCUGAGGCUAUCAAGAUUAGGGAGAUGGUCGAAAAUGGUUUGAAGACAGGCUGCAUAUUGAGCCAGUCUGCUAUUAGAGCUACGUCCCAAGCAAUCCAGAGUGGGUCAAGGGGUGUAGCAAACAGAAAGAAGAAAGAAGAAGUGGCGAUGGUGGCUUCAAGUCUGAGAAACCCUGUCAACCCCGAGGAUGUGGCUUAUUCCAUGACUCCUCAGCCUUAUGCGGUGAUGAAUGCCCAGCCAUACGCUCGACCACAACAACAGUUUAACCAAAAUCGAGCUCCACUUCCUAGAAAUAACCCUCCUCACCAUGCUCCAUAUAGUCCCCGACCCCCACAAAAUAAUUUUCCAUACAAUGCCCGUGCCCGGGAGCCACCCAGAAGAACCAACUUCACGCCCAUUGGAGCGGAAGGGCACGACACUGAAGACUGUUGGACUCUUAAAAGGGCGGUCGAAAGUCUAAUAGAGCAAAAGCAGAUAGUGCUGAAAGAUGAAGAGGUCCCCAAUGUGACCAAUAACCCAUUGCUGGCUCACAACAAUGGGCCAGUUAUUGGGAUGAUUUGUGAGGAUAAAGAGUUUGACCAAAAUUUAAAAGCUAUCAUUGCUAUCGCCGAUGUUGAAAAGAAGCCAAAGGCGGUUGCAUAG
Molecule: messenger RNA, 1449 nt
Organism: Nicotiana attenuata
Lineage: Eukaryota; Viridiplantae; Streptophyta; Magnoliopsida; Solanales; Solanaceae
Exons: 4
Coding region: 1-1449 (482 amino acids)
Source: RefSeq, a predicted model, not a curated record